Messenger RNA from Fonsecaea nubica, 2073 nucleotides. RefSeq lists its product as hypothetical. The transcript has a single exon. The record is from RefSeq and is a predicted model, not a curated record. Gene Ontology annotation, cellular component: exocyst. Lineage: Eukaryota; Fungi; Ascomycota; Eurotiomycetes; Chaetothyriales; Herpotrichiellaceae. Bases 1 to 2073 code for a protein of 690 amino acids. Gene Ontology annotation, biological process: Golgi to plasma membrane transport; intracellular protein localization; exocytosis.
AUGGACCCCAGGGGUCUCACGUUGCGGAAGAAGCGUAAAGACCGCCCGACUAUCAGCGCACCUCAAAAUGCCUCUGGUCCUGGUAUUGGCAGACCAGGGCCUCCGCAGAACAAAUCUGGCAAUACCCUGACUGUGCCGCGAGAACGCAACGCUCCAACCGAGACCUCUGACCUCGUCAAACGACGUUAUUCGACAAGAUAUAAUCAACUCCCUGACUUCAGCAACCUCGGGGCUCCCGCUGUCCCCGCACUACCAGGAGCUGGUACCCUGAAGCGUCGCUCUGGAGGCGGUUCUCCACGCCGACCUGGAGCAGGAUCAACCUCACGUCCUCUUGUCGUCGAUAACGAUAUCCUCCGAGAUCCAAACCUUCAACACGAACGUUAUGUCACAGAUCUCCUUGCAAAUGCCUCAGAACAAGAUAUUCAGGAAUAUCAGAGCAAUCUGCAGCGGCUCAAGCAUCGCAACUCUCAAGAGCUGAAGCAGAGCGUCUACCAGAACAGAACACAAUUCAUCAAGAUCAGUAAAGAGGCGGAAAAGUUGAAGGCCGAGAUGGGUAUUCUUCAGGGCCUUAUGACCGAGCUGACUGGCACUCUGGGAACGGGAAAUGGGGGAACCGCAAGCACACCCAUCUCACCCGAGCUGAAUGGGGGUUCACUAUCCAGAAGAAAUACAAACAGGACGUCGGUAGCGAAUUUGGAGCACAUGUGGAACAUUCAACUACAAUCACUGUGGAAGAAUAUCGAGAAAUCUCAAAAGUUUUUACCAGCCACUCCUGGCCGGCAUAUCAUUGCGGAGACGGGUGCUUGGAUUGAGCUGGACUCGGCUACUUGGAAACCAAAACGGCCCGUUCAUAUUGUGCUUCUGAACGACCAUCUUCUUGUUGCUUCGAAGAAACGUAAGCGGGUAGAUCCCAAUGCACCUCAACAGGGACCCGCCCCAACGAAAUUGGUGGCUGAAGAAUGCUGGCCACUCCAGGACAUUGAGAUCAUCGACAUGGCUGCUAGCGUAGCGAAUACCGGGGCCACAACACCAGCUGAGGAAAAGGCCAUUGCCUCUGCACUGGCAAUCAGAUCUGGUGGACGAUCGCUCACCUACCGACACGAGAAACGUGACGAAAAGGCCAAAGGCAGUCUAUUGAUGGCUCUCAGAAAGGCAUCCGAGGACGUUCGGAAAGCUGCCAAAACGCAGGAGGAGCAAAGCAACCCACUCCAGUCCGAAAGCCUCAACUACUUUGCAACCCGCGAUCCAGCAUCGGCGAAGAACACCGAAAUCAUCGAAAGCAUCAACUCCUCCAAGGACAAGCCCGACAUCCUCAUAGAAGUUGACGGCCGACAACAGAAUUUCCGCUGGGUUGAGGGACAAAUAGACGAUUUGGACAUUGAAAUUUCCCUACAACGCUUCGAUGAAGCUGUCGAAAAGGUCGAAAAGUUACGGAAGAUUGCCAAGAGCUUGAAGGGCAAUUCGGUCGCACAAGAGCUCAUCAGCGUCAAGGUUGAUGAGCGCGCCGGCAAGCUUGCCACUGUGCUCAGCCGGGAACUGAUUGAGACUCCAUCUUUCAUGGAAGCCACGAAACGCAAGGUCGGCUAUCUCAUCCGCCUCGGAUUUGAGGACCGUGCAAGAGAAGCCUACCUCAACGCUCGGAGCGAGACCCUCGUCAAAAGAGCGCGGCAAUGCGUUUUCGAGGGUGAUCUGCACCGCUAUGUCUUUUCCAUCUCCUACGUUUACUUUACUAUCGUGAAGAACACUGUGCUUAUAUAUCAAGCGGCCUUUUCACCGUUGACCAUCAGCGCUUGCGUCAAAUGGGCCGACACACAUUUGGAGACAUUCAAUACCUUGCUAGUCAGGCAGUUGAGUGCAAUUGAGAAGCAAGGAAAGUUGUGGAGAGAAUGUAUGGACGUGGUGUGGCAGCACGAGCGGGAGAUGUUGGGCAAUUCUGGCCUGGAUUUUAGAGAGGUUAUUGGACGCGAGCUGGAGGUCAGGGAUCUGCCUAGCACUGCAAAGCCAGGUGGAAACACUUCUGCCGGGACGAAGCAGGGGAGCCGGUCAAAGUCACGGACCAGAGGUGCGACGUGA